CACACCACCCUGAGCCUGGGAAGAUGGUGUCACAGUCUACAGGCCGGCAGGAUUCUCCCGUGGACUCUUGGGAAAGGGACGGCAAUGACCCUGGCGACAUUGAUGGUUCUCCCAGCCUCCUGGACACUGACCAGUCCCCUUGCCACUCAGACGUCAGGUUCAUGAGGCACAAAGCUUCCUGGAUUAACCCCCAGUGUGAGCAGCAACAACUGCAGGAUUUGCCCCCUCGGGGGCCGACAAGGGGGUACAGUGGGAGCCACUUUGGAGGGAACACCGCCUCUCCCCUCGGCCCCUCACCAUUGUCUCUUGGGGACUCCACGGUGGAGACAUCACUGUCGAAGGAUCCUGCAGACUCUGCCCAGGGCUCAGGUGACAAGAGCGGCGACCUCUCUUUUACCUCCACAGAAGAGCAGGCAGUGCUCCUAGGACACUCUCCUCAGAUGUCUCUGUUCACAAGCUCCUUUCCUGAUCCUGAAGCUGACCAUGCUUUGCUGCAGCCUUCCCAGCUGACAGCUUCCACCAAUGAAGGUGCUGUUCAAGUCAGUGGAAGAACCACUUUUUUGAAUUCCUUCUCUCCAGAGGUAUUUCUACUCCCAGUCGAUGUCGAAAAGGAAAACGCCCACUUCUAUGUUGCAGAUAUGAUUAUAGCAGCAAUGGAGAAAAUUAAGUGCACCAUCCUGAGUCAACAGCACACAGAGCACUGGGGUGUGGAAGAAGCCAGUGGGGCACUCGGGAAUGACCACGCUGACUCUGAAGUCACCUUUUAUACCAAUGUAAAGCAAGAAUCUGGGUCUUCCAAUUCUUCUGACAGUGGCUAUGAAGGUUGUGCAGUGCUACAGGGCAGCCCCGUGGCUGGGACACCCACUUACUGUGAUGUGCUGAAAGAAGCCUGUAAAUGUGACUUCGAUGACUUUGUUAUCAUAGAACUUGGUGAGUUUAGCAGUAUCACAGAAACCUGUGGAUGUUCCUGCAGCUCCUCUAAGAGUGUCAUUUAUGAGCCAGACUUCAGUUCUGCCGAGCUAAUAGCCAAAGAGUUGUACCGAGUAUUCCAGAAGCGCUGGAUGUUGUCAGAUGUUAAUCAUCAACUGGCAGAUUCUCUAAAUGCUGCUGGCUCGAUAGUAGUGAAUGAAGAGCGGGUCCAAAAAGACUUUGAAUCCAGUGUGGAUGUCGUUCAGGAAAUUACCCUUAAGUCGAAGAUCAGAGGGGCUGAAGACUGGGAGCCCCCCAGAUUUCAAAUCAUAUUUAAUGUUCAUCCACCACUCAAGAGGGAACUCGUGGUAGCAGCCCAGAAUUUUUUGUGUGCUGGUUGUGGAACUCCAGUAGAACCUAAGUUUGUGAAGCGCCUGCGGUACUGCGCCUACCUGGGGAAGUAUUUCUGUGAUUGCUGCCACACGUACGAGGAGACCUGCAUCCCUGCCCGGAUCCUGACCACGUGGGACUUCAGGAAAUACUACGUCAGCCAUUUCUCCAGACGGCUGCUGGACAGCCUGUGGCACCAGCCCGUUUUCAAUUUGCUGAGCGUUGGCCCCGGCCUGUACGCCAAGGCCAAGGAACUGGACAGAGCGAGGGAAACCCGGGAGCAGCUUUUUCAUAUCAAGAAGAUGUUGAAGACCUGCAGGUUUGCUGAAAGCGAGCUAAAGGAGUUUGAGCAGGUGCCGAGGCACUUGACUGAUGAGCUCCACCUGUUCUCCCUGGAGGAUCUGGUCAGGGUCAAGAAAAGGCUGCUGGUGCCCUUGCUCAAGGACAUUCUAAAAGCUUCCCUCGCACAUGUGGCCAGCUGUGAGCUGUGUCAAGGGAAGGGCUUCAUUUGUGAAUUCUGCCAGAGUACAGCCGUCAUCUUCCCCUUUCAGACCGAGACAUGUAGAAGAUGUGCAGGGUGCAGAGCUUGCUUUCACAAGCAGUGCUUCCAGUCCUCCGAGUGCCCCCGGUGUGUGCGGAUCACAGCUAGGAGAAGACUUUUGCAGAGUUUACCUUCUGCAGCAACAUGA
This is a messenger RNA of Neomonachus schauinslandi (Hawaiian monk seal), 1988 nucleotides long. It is a transcript of the gene RUBCNL, whose product is annotated as rubicon like autophagy enhancer. Bases 24 to 1988 code for a protein of 654 amino acids. Gene Ontology annotation, molecular function: phosphatidylinositol phosphate binding. Gene Ontology annotation, biological process: autophagosome maturation; autophagosome-lysosome fusion; autophagosome-endosome fusion. The transcript is spliced from 13 exons. Lineage: Eukaryota; Metazoa; Chordata; Mammalia; Carnivora; Phocidae. The record is from RefSeq and is a predicted model, not a curated record. Gene Ontology annotation, cellular component: intracellular membrane-bounded organelle; autophagosome membrane.